Molecule: messenger RNA, 3304 nt
Organism: Magnolia sinica
Lineage: Eukaryota; Viridiplantae; Streptophyta; Magnoliopsida; Magnoliales; Magnoliaceae
Exons: 5
Coding region: 157-3069 (970 amino acids)
Cellular component (GO): nucleus
Molecular function (GO): protein binding; zinc ion binding; DNA-binding transcription factor activity
Source: RefSeq, a predicted model, not a curated record
GCAAAACCACCGCAAAUUAAAAAAACUCAUUUGUUUUUUCAGUGGAAGAAGAAGAAGGAAGAGAAACGAGGAGAGCAGAAGAAAAUCUCUCUUCUCAUUCUCUCUCCAUCUCUACUUUUCUCAGUUCUCUUCUCCACAAAAGCGAAAAAAAUCAAAAUGCCAGAUCCGGAGGAAGAAGAAGAGGAGGAGGAGGAGGAGGAAGAAGAGGAGGAAGAAGAGGAAGAAGAAGAAGAGGAAGAAGAAGAGGAGGAAGAGGAGGAGGAGGAAGAAGAAGAAGUGGAGGUGAUUCGGCUAUCGCCAAACACGCUAACUGCAACGGAAGAGUAUGUGUGCGAGGUCUGUGGGAAGCGGUUCCAGCGGCACCAGUACCUGCAGCUGCACCGGCGCGGGCACAAGUUACCGUGGAAGCAGCGGCCGGGGCAGCAGCAGCGGCAGCAGGGGGGGAAGAAGCGGGUGUAUAUCUGCCCGCUGCCAUCAUGCGAGCAGCACGACCCGGCGAAGGGGCUCGCGGACGUCACCGCCAUCAAGCGGCACUUCUGCAGGAAGCAUGGGGAGAAGAAGUGGAAGUGCGGGAAGUGUGGUAAAGACUAUGCUGUUGAGGCUGACCUGAAGGUGCACUCGAGGGCGUGUGGGGCUGGGGAGUUUCGGUGCGAUUGUGGUGGCGUCUUCUCCAAGAGAGAUAUUUUCCUUGCGCAUAUAGCUGUUUGUGAUGCAUCAGCUGCUGCUGCAUCUUCUUCCUUUUCUUCUGGUGUCAUUCCUGCAGUGCCGAUCCGGCAACGAGAUAGUUGCCUGAGCAUGGCCAAGGGGAAUAUUGUGGCUAUUUGUCAAUUUGGCGGCAAAUUCGUGCCAAAUAGUGAUGGAUCAAUGUCAUAUGCUGGCGGGGAAGCACACGCGAUAGAGGUUGAUCGCAACAUGAGGUUUGAUGAUUUCAUGUCAGAAAUAGCUGACAUGUGGAAUUGCGACACAAGUACCUCAUCUAUCAAGUACUUCUUGCCAAGCAACAAACGCACUCUUAUUACAGUAUCUAAUGACAAGGACCUACAACGGAUGGUUGAUUUUCACAAGCACUUGGAAACAGCAGAUGUUUAUGUCAUAUCGAGAGAGACUGCUGUUCCUCACUGCAACCUAAAUACUGUGGGGAGUUCCUUGAACACUGUCAACAGCGCUUUAAACACCGCCACUAGCAGGGCUAGUAGGACUAUAGUUGCCAACUCGGUUACCCCUGUUGUUCCCACGGUUGCUCCCACUGUUACUCCUACAGAUGCUCCUGCUGACGAUGCUCGGCAACUGAAGUCACCAAAUUCUGCAGAAAACAUCAUCACUGUUGUUGGCCAAGAAUUUAACAGCAUUCAGGAUUUCCGGGAUGCGUUGCGCAAGUAUGCCGCCGCAAAAGGCUUCGUGAUUGAGUUUCUUAAGAAUGAACGUGCCCGUGUGACUGCCAAAUGCAAAGCCAUUGAUUGCCAGUGGCGGAUACAUGGUUCUAGACUGUCGAAGACACAAAAAUUUAGAGUCCGGAAAGUAACCGAUGUUCAUACAUGCGGUGGGGGUAAUGGCAAUGGUGACGGCAUUGCCUUCGAUGAAGGAGACUCUCUGGCCACGAAGAACUGGGUGGUGAAUACUAUAAAAGAGAAGUUACGGGAAACUCCGAAGUAUAGGACCAAGGAUGUUGUAACCGACCUCUAUCGAGAUUAUGGGAUUAGCUUGAAGUAUCAUCAGGCGAGGCGAGCCAAGGAUAUUGCCAAGGAGCAGCUUCGGAGUAUGGACAUGAAUGCAUAUAAUCAGCUGCUUCGGUUUUGUGAAAGGGUAAGAGAGACAAACCCAGGUAGCCUUGUCACAAUACGCACAGCAGAGUCAUCAAAGUUUCACCGUCUUUUCAUUUCCUUCUGUGCUUCCCAACAUGGUUUUGAGCACGGUUGCCGCCCACUCCUUUUUCUGAAUGGGACAUCUCUAGAAGACAAAUACCAGGGGAUGCUGUUGGCUGCUGCUUCUGUUGAUGGGGAUGAUGGUAUUUUUCCGGUUGCCUUUGCAAUAGUAGAGGCGGAGACUUUUGAUAGCUGGCAUUGGUUUUUGUUCGAGUUGAAGUCAACAUUGUCGACAAAUCGAAAUUUGACAUUUGUGUCUGACAGAAACAAGGGUUUGAAGGAGGCGGUCACGCAGGUGUUUCCAGGCAGCUUUCACGGGUAUUGCUUACUUCACCUCAUUGAGGACUUCAAGACAGAGUUGAAGGGACUAUGGUCCCAACCUGUGAGAGAAGCGAUGGUUAACGAGUUCAGACGUGCAGCUUAUGUCAGCAGAAAUACGGAAUUCAAUGCAUGCAUUGAAAACAUGAGAAACGUUUCACAUGACAUUGCUGCGUGGGUCCUGGCCAGCCAGCCUGAGCAGUGGUCGAAUGCAUUUUUCCGCGGGUCGCGGUAUGACCAUGUUUCGUCGAACUUUGCGGCGUUGUUCAAAAGUUGGAUAUUGGAGGAAGAUGAGCUGUCGCUUGUAAAAAUGGUAGACAUUGUACAGUGUAAGACCAUGGAGAUGAUCCAUAUACGUCGAGAAACAUCUAGCAUGUGGUCCACCACGCUAACACCUUCAAUGGAGCAAAAGCUACAGAAGGAGAUAUACAGCUCACGCCCAUUCAACGUCUACUCAUCAGGUGGCGUGUUCGAGGUCCGCAGUGAUUCCGUUAACAACAUUGUCAACGUCGAUACUUGGGAAUGUUCGUGUAGGAGAUGGCAGACUAUGGGCUUGCCAUGCAUGCAUGCUAUUGCAGUUUUCAAUCACACGGGUAGAAACCCGUAUAGCUAUUGUUCAAGGUACUUCACUGUCGAUUGCUACCGCCUAACGUAUUUGGAAUCUAUCAAUCCGAUACUGAAUGUUGAUAGGGUAGUACGUGAAGAUUCCCCCACUGGUGUCAUCUCAUACCCUUCUCAUCCACACCCACCCAUCAAUCAAGUACAAAUGCAGUCAAGAAGGAAGCGGCCUGAACCACAAAUGCCGGGUUUGUGGCCGAGGCCGCACUAUUGCAGUAGGUGCAAAACAGCUGGGCACAAUAGGGCGACAUGCAAAGCAUCAAAAGUAUGAAAGCAUGGUACUUUUGAGUCUGAGAUGUAAUUUAACUCGCGUUUUUUUCUAUAGGUAGGAGUCCUCAAUGUGUGGAAGCAACUUUUGUCAUUUUGAUGUAUGGAACCAGAAUAGAUAAGUCUCUUAAGUUAAAUGUAAUUACUAGCACCUUAGGAGUCAGAUGGGUGUUGGGUAUUUUGAAUGCGAUGCUUUUUCUCUCUUACGCUAAUGGCAUUUUGUGAUGGUUCAUGAGGUU